AUGCCCGAUACCUGCCUGCUUGCUUGUCGCUCUACAAUCCUCCACGCCAUCCUUCCUCUGCAUCCCCCAUUUCUCAUUCCCCCCACCUUCCCCGCCCUUUGCCCCACCCUUCCUCCGCCCUUCCACCUGCCCUUCUCCCGCCCUUCCCCCCACCCUUCCUCCUCCCUUUCCCCUGCCUUUCCCCCUGCCCUUCCCCCGCCCUUCCUCCCGCCCUUUCAACCCGCCCUUCCGUUGCCCUUGCCCGCAGUGCCACUGCCUGCUGUCCCCCCCCCGCCCGAUCCCGACCUGCUGGACCCGUGCCCGGACAUAACUGCCCUCUUCCGCCACUAUAACGACCUCUACUUUCAAGGCCGCCUCGGGGCCUGCCUCGUCGAGUGGAGCUCCAAACGAAUGACGCUGUGUGCGGGCGUGUGCAUGUACGACGGGGCGCUGUGUCGCAUCCGGCUGUCGGCGCCACUACUGCAGUACCGCCCCGUGUCGGACCUUAAAGCCACGCUGCUGCACGAGAUGAUCCACGCCUUCAUCUUCCUCUGCCGCCCCUCGCACUCCCGAGAGUGA
Closterium sp. Naga37s-1 is the source of this 558-nucleotide messenger RNA. The record is from the annotation of a GenBank genome assembly. Lineage: Eukaryota; Viridiplantae; Streptophyta; Zygnematophyceae; Desmidiales; Closteriaceae.